CAUUCAAUUGCAGGUGAAAGCAGGCCACAGAGGAGACCUCUUCCGUCAACUCCUGCAGACAAACCACUUCCAUUUUCAGCAAGCCGUCCUGCAGAUCCUUGGCCUACCCGCUCUGUACCCAAAGUUCCCCCACCUAGCCUAGCAACCAAUGAUCCAUGGACUGGAGGAAAGGAGCUCACCAACCGGCACUCACUGCCCUUCACAUUGCCUUCACAUCUUGAUGAGAGAAAAGACCGCCAUGGUAGCACACUGAGCUUAGACAACCCUGCAACAAGUGCCAGUGUGGAGCUGUUGGCAGGU
This is a messenger RNA of Staurois parvus, 300 nucleotides long. The record is from the annotation of a GenBank genome assembly. NCBI's taxonomy places the organism in Eukaryota, Metazoa, Chordata, Amphibia, Anura, Ranidae.